UAAUGCAAGUCUUUGUGCUUUUUAGGGUUUGCUCUCUGUGAUGCAGAAGCUGAAGGGAUCCACAGAGCUGGAGCUCAGGAUAGUUCUGUUGGGUCUGGACAACGCUGGUAAAACCACAUUGCUCAAGUGUCUCGCCUCGGAGGAUGUGAACACCAUCACACCAACACAGGGCUUUAACAUCAAAAGCGUGGCCUCUCACGGGAUGAAACUGAACGUGUGGGACAUCGGAGGACAGAGAAAGAUCCGUCCUUUCUGGAAGAAAUACCUAGAAAACACAGAUUUAUUGGUUUAUGUCAUAGACAGCGCUGACAAGAAGCGAUUUGAGGAAACAGGAUUGGAGUUGUUAGAGCUGACGGAUGAGGAAAACCUUGCAGGCGUUCCCAUCCUCAUCUUUGCAAACAAGCAGGAUCUGGGUACUGCAUCUCCGGCCAGCGAGAUCGCCGAGGGAUUGAACCUGCACACUUACAGAGACCGAGUCUGGCAGAUCCAGGCCUGUUCGGCGGUCACAGGAGAGGGUGUACAGGAUGGUAUGAAUUGGAUUUGUAACAACCUCGUCAAGAAGAAAUGACCCUUUCUGCACAAGCAUAUAACACCACCUGGGCGAUAACCACAUCAUGAUUUACAUGUAAUCAGUACAAUAAGCUCAAAGGGCUCCAAAGGUGUUAACAUUUUCCUUUAAAUCCACUGUUUCUAUGUUUGUUUGUAAAAGAGUAAUUGAUUUAAUUUUUUGAACAUUUGCCUUUAGUGUCAUUAGUUUUAGUAUGCCAUACAUUUCAGAUUUCAUGAUUAGCCUACUGAGAGUAGGCUACGAACUUCAAAAUGGCUAGAAAGCAAUUAGAAAUGGGGUGCAUUCUACAGACAGACGUCUCUCACAAACAGUAACCGCAAUCUAUUUUGUUUGGGUUUGAAGAUAAAUCAUGACUACUGUAUUACACUGUACUUUUGAACUGCCUGUUGAUAAUUAGAGGAUAUUAUCACA
Carassius carassius (crucian carp) is the source of this 979-nucleotide messenger RNA. RefSeq names its product ADP-ribosylation factor-like protein 3. The record is from RefSeq and is a predicted model, not a curated record. Lineage: Eukaryota; Metazoa; Chordata; Actinopteri; Cypriniformes; Cyprinidae. Gene Ontology annotation, molecular function: GTPase activity; GTP binding. The transcript is spliced from 5 exons. Gene Ontology annotation, cellular component: microtubule cytoskeleton; cytoplasm. Bases 41 to 568 code for a protein of 175 amino acids. Gene Ontology annotation, biological process: cilium assembly.